Colletotrichum fioriniae is the source of this 891-nucleotide messenger RNA. The record is from RefSeq and is a predicted model, not a curated record. Lineage: Eukaryota; Fungi; Ascomycota; Sordariomycetes; Glomerellales; Glomerellaceae.
AUGGCAUCUACGAGCAAACGAGACGAUUAUGCCAACCCUCCCUUGCCUGACGACGAUUUGAUUGAUCCUGAUGAUGAUGAUUUCGACGACCCUCUCGGCAACACAUCCUCGCGCCAGCCAUUGACGGGCAACAUCGGCUCGAGCUCCUCCUCUUCGCGGCCACUGAACGAGAACGCCUGGACGUCACGCAUACCAGGUGAGGACCGCGCCGCGCCGCAAAACACAAUCGACGAGUCAGUCUGGGACACGCUCCGCCGCGACCUCCUCGCCGUCUGGGCCAAGAUGAGGGAGGUGCUGUACCCAAAGUACCUGCUGGGCGGCACCAUGUUCGACGCCGACGGCCUGCGCGGCGCGUACGCCAACAUCCGCGGCGCGGGCAUCUCGGGCGCUCGCGAGGAGCUCACGGGCCUGGCGAGCCGCUUCAUGGACUCGGAGGCGCUGCUGUCGCAGAAUAACAUGACACCCGGCCUGCGGGACUGGGAUCUCUGGGGCCCGCUCAUCUUUUGCCUGCUCCUCAGUCUCUUGCUCAGCUUCAAUGCCAGGGCGGACCAGAAGGAUGUCGUGUUUAGCGGUGUCUUUGCCAUGAUUUGGAUUGGAGAGGCUGUUGUGACAUUGCAGAUCAAGCUCUUGGGAGGAAGCAUCUCCUUCGCACAAAGUGUCUGCAUCAUAGGAUAUACGCUGUUCCCCCUGGUGAUUGCGGCACUCCUCUCUGCCUUUGGCAUCCCGACCGUGGUCCGAGUCCCCGUGUACCUUGUCCUCGUCGCGUGGUCUCUGGCGGCAGGCGUCAGCAUUCUGGGGGGCAGUGGUGUGGUCAAAAACCGCGUUGGAAUCGCCGUGUACCCGCUCUUCGUCUUCUACCUCGGCCUGGGCUGCCUCUGCUUCAUCAGCUGA